AUGGCGUUCGGCAAAGACUCCAUCAUCUACCUCAUCUCUACCAUUCUCUGUACCCUCACCUUGGCGGCGAGUGGCAACGCCCUCCGCCAGCGUAAUAUCAACGUAGGCAAUCAGACAGCUACGGCGGCUGCGACCGGUGUGCGUCUUGAGAUCAACACCGAUGACUUGACCAACGCUGGAUGGGCGUUGGGCGUGGGAGCCGGUGGAGCAGCAGUCGGCUCUCUCAUCCUCUUCCUCUACUCGCUCCACCUUCGCCCCGUUGACCGCUUCUCCCGCAAGGUCUUCUUCCUCAGCCCCUUGAUGCUCACCCUCAACACCCUCCUCAUGUUCGCCUCAGCCAUCCCCGUUACCAUCUUCGGUCGGACCAGGGAGGCCGGUGUCAAGGGGUUCAUUGGCAACACUCAGCUACCUGAUGCUGUCAUCAAAGGCGCGAGCACCAUUCCCGCCGAGUACUGGCAGAAUGCCUACGUCAAGUUCAUGGUCAUUGCUGCUUGGCCUGAGCUCCCUUUCGCCAUUCUUUCUUGCUUCCUCGCGUACAGGGCGUGGCGCAAGGAACGGCCCUCUGCUCAGCACCACCACACCGACACUGUUCACCCCGUCAUUAGUCACAAUGAGGAGAAGACUCAAGAUAUUCGACACGCAGAACGAAUGUAG
Molecule: messenger RNA, 654 nt
Organism: Dioszegia hungarica
Lineage: Eukaryota; Fungi; Basidiomycota; Tremellomycetes; Tremellales; Bulleribasidiaceae
Exons: 5
Coding region: 1-654 (217 amino acids)
Source: RefSeq, a predicted model, not a curated record